UCUUAUUAUUAACGUGCUUUAAAAAACAAGACUAUGCAUUUUGGAUACAUAUAAUGCGCAUGAAUUGUUAUGAACUACUUUGCUGCGCGUUGAAGAAAUGGGGAUUGAAUAUAUAACACUUGUUGCAAAAUUCAAGGCAGCAACUGUUGAACUUUUUUCUACUAGACAGGCAUAUUUUUGUUUAUAGCCGCUUACAAAAUUUGGUCGCUCUCUGACGCUUUGCCAACAUUAAAAGCAUGAGAGAGAGAGAGAGAGAGAGAGAGAGAGAGAGAGAGAGAGAUUUUCAGUUUUUACUACACAAUAUGCGUAAAGACACACCAAAAGAGCCCAGCUUUCAGUACUUCAGUACUUUGAUUUGUUUAAGUCUGCAUGUAGGAUUUAAAAAAAUGGACCAUGUCAUUUAAAAUUGGAUGAUAUAUAUAUAUAAUAUCUACUUGGUUACCUAAUUUCUUACUGCAACCAUCCAACCAUGCAAUCAUUUGUUGUUAUCAGUGAUAUCUGUAGGUCUUGUUCUGUCAGGACAGGUUUCUUAUUUCACUAUUCAUUGAUUUUAUAUAUGGAAUCACUUUGACAAUUAACACAGUAAUGUACCAGCUUGGCAUUUAAUAUGAUUUUAGCUAUACACAUUCUAAAUGGAUUUCUUAAUUUUAAAUUUCUGUAGCUCCCUCUUCAUUCAUCUCUCUCUCUCUCUUUUAAGCAAACUUCUUAAUUAGAAAUUAAUUUAAAACCAGCAAUCUUAUCAAAGACAAUAAAACACACAGCUGAAACAAAGUGAAAGUACAAUAAAAUAAAAUUCCUGCAGCUAAAAAUAGCAUAAAAUUUCCACAGGUGUAGAGUUCACCUUUAAAAUGGAGUCUUUCCCAGUGGAAAUAUGUGGGGGACUCCAGCACAUGUCAGAGUCAGUGUUCGUGGUUCUGUGUGAGAUACUGGGGACCCCACAAGAGGUGGCCAUUAGGAGGGAGACACAGGACAUCGUGGAAAUGGUGGAGAGACGAGUGACACCUUAUGAUGGGACCAUUGAGAUGAUGAGUGGAAGUAUGAGGGAAGGAUUCAGACUAGAGGGAUCAGAUCUGGACUGGAUGUACUGGCCAAACAACCACCGAGUGAUCAUGGACAUGUCUCAGUCUGAGUAUUACAACACAGCCAAUACAACCUUGAUUCUUGCUGACAGUCCUGAGAGUCCACCAGGAUUCACUCUACUUCAGUUACUAACACCAACAACAAACAGAAAAGUCUGUUCAGCAUGUGUCAGAAUGAAUGGCAAAGUCCAUAUAUCUAGUUCUUUAUACAGACAGUUAACUUGUUCAGCAGCAGUGCCUAAUUCUACUGUACAUGGACCCUGUGCUAGUGGUAAUCUAGCAGGGAGAGAAUAUGACACUGCCUACUGUUUUGUUUGUGACUUCUGGCCUCUGUCUGCCUCCUCAUGGAAAGACAGAUGUCAUGCAUGGCCUGAUCCUGAAGUUGUCAAUGACAUUGUCAGAAAUGGAUGUCACUUUGUAGCAAUAGGACACCUAUUUGGAUCCCAUGAAUAUGAAGAAUGGAGAAUUUCUUUUUCACAAGCAGAGUAUAAAUGUGUAUCAGCAAUGAACCACAGUCAGUUUUUGACUUAUGGAUUGUUAAAGCUGUUCUUAAAAGAAGUUAUAAAUGAACAAUCAGAAGAAACCAAUAAACUGCUGUGUUCCUAUCACAUGAAGACAACAGUUUUCUGGGCAAUUCAACAAAACACACUACCUCACUGGUGUCCACAAAACCUCCUAGUCGGUUUCUGGGUCUGCUUUAAACUCCUCCUUAAAUGGGUGUAUGAGGGGAUCUGUCCUAACUUUUUCAUCCCACAAAACAACCUGUUUCUGACAAAGGUUCAUGGCUCAGCACAAAACAGAUUGUUCCUAGAGUUACAUGAAUUGUACAAGAAAGGUCUGGCCUGUCUGUUACAGAGUUCCUCUAUCAGGUUCUUCAUCAUUGAUGUCCUGUACAAUCCUAGAGCUUUUGUUUUAACAGAUGAGAGUUUAAUUAUGCCUGAAGUUGACUAUGAUAUAGAACUUUUCAACACAAUGUUUACUAAUGUAGGAUCAGGUAAACACCGAUAUAUAAAAGCCAUACACACAAUAGAACAGUGUGUAGAUUCACACCUUACACACUGUCAAGUUGUCACGUUACAGAGACUUACAGCCUCUGCCCUUCAGCGCAUUGCUUUUAUAUUACACAACAUGUACACUAAUACAGGUGUCAACAAACAGAUGUAUAUUGCAGACAAAAUGUCCUAUCACAUGCUGAAAUUAGCAGCCAAGUUUGGGUGUGUAUCUGACAUGUUGUACAUUGCUAUGUAUUAUUACAAGACACUCAGAUACAGGGAAGCUUUAUCUGUUAUAGAGAUGACAAAGGUCAAGUUAGCACAGCCAUAUCUGAUGUAUAGGAGACGUGUAGACAGAGAGAGGUAUACUGAGGCUGUAGGGGGACAGUCCUGGUCUACAAAGACGAGACAGGCUGGAGCACGGGAUAUUAGACUUUACAACAGAAUCUGUUAUAUCAAUGAACUAAUACCAGAACAACAGUCUGCUCUACAGAACAGAAUGCCUACGUUAUAUAUCCCAGUGUUUGUGAUGUUACACUUCCUAGAGUUCUUGUGUUACAGACACAUAGAUACAAAAUUAUCACGAGCCGCUCUAGAUGAGCUACAGGUCCUAGUCCACCAUGAUCAGGGACUGUAUGUACGUGAUAUAUACAGAGACAUCUCCUGGGAGAUGCUGGGGAUCUGUCAACAGAUCACAGGGAACCACCAGGCUGCUCUAUACUCAUAUCAACAGUCACUUCUCACACAGUAUCCACUUCACAACAUACAAACUGCAACACAGAGGAGAAUUCAGGAUAUGAUUCAGUCAACACCAUACCAGUAAUAAAAUUUUAGCCAUCAACAAAACAAACUUUGUACAUAGACAUUUUCAAGUCAGUCAUCCUAUAUUAUUCACAAUACCUUAGAUUUAAGCGUUCAAUGAAAAUAUAUUAUUUUAUAUAUAAUUCAAUGUUUAUUUGUAUUAUAUAUCUUUAUAUUGUUGCUUUAAAGCCAUUAUAUACAUGUAUGUUUUUUGUCAGGAAUA
Magallana angulata is the source of this 3095-nucleotide messenger RNA. RefSeq lists its product as uncharacterized. The record is from RefSeq and is a predicted model, not a curated record. Bases 849 to 2894 code for a protein of 681 amino acids. The transcript has 2 exons. NCBI's taxonomy places the organism in Eukaryota, Metazoa, Mollusca, Bivalvia, Ostreida, Ostreidae.